ACGCUGUUUGAGGACGUCAGUGGGUUCGGCUCGUGGCACAGGAGGUGGUGUGUUCUGUCCGGAUACUGCAUCUCCUACUGGACCUACCCCGACGACGAGAAGCGCAAGAACCCCAUUGGGCGUCUGAACCUGUGUCACUGCACCAGUCAGCGCGUGGACCCGGUGAACAGAGAGUUCUGCGCCCGACCCAACACGUUGGAGCUGAUCACUGUUCGGCCGCAGAGAGCAGAGGACCGUGAGACCCUCGUCUCUCAGUGCACCGACACCAUGUGUGUCACCAAGUGAGUACUACGCUCUGAAAGUACUGCAGUACAAGUACACAGUGUGGGGGAACACCAUGUGUGUCACCAAGUGAGUACUACACUACAGGUACUACGCUCUGAAAGUACUGCAAUACAAGUACACAGUGUGGGGGAACACCAUGUGUGUCACCAAGUGAGUACUACACUACAGGUACUACGUUCUGAAAGUACUGCAGUACAAGUACACAGUGUGGGGGAACACCAUGUGUGUCACCAAGUGAGUACUACACUACAGGUACUACGUUCUGAAAGUACUGCAGUACAAGUACACAGUGUGGGGGAACACCAUGUGUGUCACCAAGUGAGUACUACACUACAGGUACUACGUUCUGAAAGUACUGCAGUACAAGUACACAGUGUGGGGGAACACCAUGUGUGUCACCAAGUGAGUACUACACUACAAGUACUACGCUCUGAAAGUACUGCAGUACAAGUACACAGUGUGGGGGAACACCAUGUGUGUCACCAAGUGAGUACUACACUACAGGUACUACGUUCUGAAAGUACUGCAGUACAAGUACACAGUGUGGGGGAACACCAUGUGUGUCACCAAGUGAGUACUACACUACAGGUACUACGUUCUGAAAGUACUGCAGUACAAGUACACAGUGUGGGGGAACACCAUGUGUGUCACCAAGUGAGUACUACACUACAGGUACUACGUUCUGAAAGUACUGCAGUACAAGUACACAGUGUGGGGGAACACCAUGUGUGUCACCAAGUGAGUACUACACUACAGGUACUACGCUCUGAAAGUACUGCAAUACAAGUACACAGUGUGGGGGAACACCAUGUGUGUCACCAAGUGAGUACUACACUACAGGUACUACGUUCUGAAAGUACUGCAGUACAAGUACACAGUGUGGGGGAACACCAUGUGUGUCACCAAGUGAGUACUACACUAC
This is a messenger RNA of Notothenia coriiceps (black rockcod), 1207 nucleotides long. Its product is annotated as actin-binding protein anillin-like. The transcript has 2 exons. Gene Ontology annotation, cellular component: actomyosin contractile ring. Gene Ontology annotation, biological process: actomyosin contractile ring assembly; mitotic cytokinesis; septin ring organization. Lineage: Eukaryota; Metazoa; Chordata; Actinopteri; Perciformes; Nototheniidae. The annotation marks the transcript as partial. The record is from RefSeq and is a predicted model, not a curated record.